Molecule: messenger RNA, 2415 nt
Organism: Megalops cyprinoides (Indo-Pacific tarpon)
Lineage: Eukaryota; Metazoa; Chordata; Actinopteri; Elopiformes; Megalopidae
Gene: las1l
Product: LAS1 like ribosome biogenesis factor
Exons: 13
Coding region: 134-1912 (592 amino acids)
Biological process (GO): maturation of LSU-rRNA; maturation of 5.8S rRNA
Cellular component (GO): preribosome, large subunit precursor; Las1 complex
Molecular function (GO): endonuclease activity
Source: RefSeq, a predicted model, not a curated record
GGUACGCUGAUGCUAGCAAGCGGUCUGUAUUACUGGCCAGGUAUAAUUGGCAGUGUUUGAUUUUAUCAGUUAAUGUAGCAAAUAUUUCUGAAAGGACCGGCACAUUAUUUCAGUUACGUCCGCAAGCAAGUUUAUGAUGAAAAGAAAAUCAUCAGAAAAGUCUGGCCAUGUAGUUGCAUGGAUUAACAAAGCAGAAUGGGACCAGAUCCUUGAAUAUCUGUACUCAAAAGACAGUGCUUUACAGAAAUUUGCACUGCACAGAAUAUCUGCGUGGAAGGGCAGGUUUGGAAAUAGUACUCCAGUGGCAGUGGAAAGCACUGCAGAUUUGGUGCGAUGUCAAGUGCUUGAUAGUUCAGGACACCUGGAGACAGAUGAUCUGGUCCUACUCUAUGGAACAGCACUUGUAAGGUUUGUUAAUUUAAUCACUGAACGUAAACAGAAGAGAGUUGCCACUCCUUUGAGACGGUUAGCCAAUAAGAUGAACAUUCCUGAAUGGAUUGUGAACCUGAGGCAUGACAUAACUCACCGAAGACUCCCCACACUAAAAUGGUGCCGCAAAGGAUGUCAGUUUGUGCUGGAGUGGCUGCAGCAAGAAUACUGGUCCAGGCAGCUGGGCAGCCAACUCGCUGAAGACUGGGAUUCGCAGUCAGAGGAGGAUGAGGAGGAAGAAGGGGAGGAGCUUGGACAGGAAGAUGAGUUAACAGUGAGACAAAGAAACAGGGAAGCCCACAAAAAAGCAAGAGAACUACUUAUUUCCUAUGAGAAAGAACAGUUUCAGGUCUUUGAUGGACUUCAUAAAGAGAACAGAGCUGGGAAGCCAUGGCCCAGUCCUUCCUCAGACCUGGGAUGGAUCCUAAUUCAAAUCAAAGAUUUUGCAGUGGAAUCCAGCACUGUUCUGGUGGACAUGAUGCUCUCAGAUGGAUUCUUGGUCCCCACUGCAGAGCAGCUGGAGUCCCUGGACAUCGACCUCACAAGUGACUGUGACCCCAUGAACCCCUGCAUCCCCCGGCUCUUCCUUCGCUUCUGGCUGCCACUCCUGAAGCUGCUCAACUCCCUGGAUUUCAUCCAUCUCUUCCUGGAGAGGCUGUUCCUGGAACUCCAGCUCUCGGAGGAGGACUCCCAGCACAGGACUUGCUACCUUGCUGGCUGGAUCUCUGAGAUCUUCGCUUGCAACCGUCACAAGAACACAAACCCAAAUGAGUCUAAAGCACAGAAAAAGGGAAGGCUCAAAGAUAUGAUUUUUACAAAGCCCAUACCGCUGCAGUGGCAAAAGCUUUUAACAUGCUGCCUGGAUGCGCCUUGCAUUGCCACACCACACCUUCUCCAACAGAUUCUGGAGGGUAUGGAGCAUCCCUUGCCCCUGGACACCCAGCAGAAGCUGCUCCAGCUUUGCUGCAUCUACACCCAGGGCGGCGACCCCGGCUGCUCGCCCGACGCGGUCCGAAGGGACCAGCCCGUCUACACCCUGGAGAGCCUGCGCAAAAGGAUACGAAGGGAGUCCGAGCGCAGCUCCAGUGCCCCGCCUCCCAGCGCGGCGCCCCGCCCGCACAAAAGCCUUCCCCUCCUCCAAAUGGCAGAGGCCACGGAGGACCUGCAGGAGCAGCUGAGUCCCGACGUCCUGGCAGAGAGGGUGGCCUCGCUCCGGGGAUCACCCUGGCAAGUGUGCACAGAUAGCGUGAAGUGGAAGGACUACCCCCUGGGGAAAGUGCCAGGACAGUCGGAGGACCCCUCGUGCCUGAUGGUGGACAGUUACUCCUCCAUGUCAGUGCUCGACCAGCAUGUUGAGGUCGACAAGUCCGGUCAGCACAGUGCGCACAUUUGUGUCUCUGGACCACACCGACCUGGUUCUGAUGGCCCACUCUGGACACACAGUGACCUCAGCAAACUGAAAUCUGGUCUACAGCUGUUUUAAACAUAAGUGUUGUUACAUAGGUGGAAAUAUGCUUUAAUUUUUUCAGGUAUUAAUUAUUUACUUUUCUGAUUGUCUCCCCAUUUACAGACCUCUGAACAUAGAACCCUAAAAUGUGUACCUUUGUUUUUCGUCUACAAUAGUAUUCUUUUUUGUUACUGUUAAGCAAGAGGGCCGGGCUAAAAUACAGUUGUGUAUCUGUUGUAGAAAUCAUGAACAUGGGUACUGAUUAAAAUGCAAAUAACACUUCUCAUAAAUUUCACUUGUUAAAAGGGCUUUUUUAUCAGUCUAAUGUGGUGAGGAAGAUGUCUUUUUUUUUUUUUUUACUUUAAUUUUUGUCUGUUCACAAUGUUUAAUUCAUGACUGAAUGAGGAAUUUACACCCAACACUUCAAAAUCACACAUGUACUCAGUUGAAAGUAAGAGCCAUAUACAGUUGAGCUGUUUAUCCCUGCUGUUGUAGAGGUGUAAUAAACUCCAUUUUUCACUACCUGAGUUUUACUGAUU